Episyrphus balteatus (marmalade hoverfly) is the source of this 2305-nucleotide messenger RNA. RefSeq names its product transcription factor Ken (gene ken). Gene Ontology annotation, biological process: regulation of transcription by RNA polymerase II. The coding region runs from base 569 to 2263 and encodes 564 amino acids. Gene Ontology annotation, molecular function: protein binding; DNA-binding transcription factor activity; RNA polymerase II cis-regulatory region sequence-specific DNA binding. NCBI's taxonomy places the organism in Eukaryota, Metazoa, Arthropoda, Insecta, Diptera, Syrphidae. Gene Ontology annotation, cellular component: nucleus. The record is from RefSeq and is a predicted model, not a curated record. The transcript is spliced from 3 exons.
CAGUUGGUAAUGGUAUCUGAAAGAUGCAUGCGCAGUCUGCCUGGCUUUUCUUCAUUCGUUUUAUUUCGAUUCGAUUCGUAUUGGAUUUGAUUGUGUUGUGUGCAAUUAUUUGAGUGACUUUUUUUCAAACUAAAAAAAAAAAAAUAUAUACUAAUCCUAAUGUAUCUAUCUCUCUAUACAUACAUUAUUGUUUAUUAAGAACAAAACAAUAAAUAUUUUGUUUAAAAAUUAAAACAAAACUUGCAAAGUGAUAACUCCCUUUUUUUUUUAUUCAAACAAAAAAAAAAAAAGAUCCUCUAAAGUACCUUUUCAAAAAAAAAAAACAAAAAAAGUAAAAAAAAAAAAAAUACUUGUGUAUUGGCUAACCAGAUCAACUUUCACAAAGUGCCUUGCCAGUGUUGUAUCUUGUAUUUCUUUAUGUAUAUAGAACGCGAAAAUAGUGCCUACGUUGAUCAACAAAGAAAAUAAGCGAUCUCGAACUCUAUCAAUAUAGAUACUUUGGAGCAUGAAUUAUGGUGUAGUCUGUAGUGUUUUUACGGAUAAAAUUUUUAUACAUUCACAUAGCUGAAUGAGAGAGAAACCUAGAAUGUUGAUGCUGCAAUAUAGUAAACAUGGAGAGUGUAUUCUCAAAGAAAUUAAAGCUGCUUUCCGAGGUGAACACCCGGCUGAUUUAUUAAUUGUUUGUGAAAACAAAGUAACUCUACAUGCCCACAAAUUGGUCCUUGCGGCUGCCAGCCCUUUGAUAAGGAUGCUCCUUGAAGAAACACAAUUUUUAGACUGCACCACAACAGUUUACUUCCCCGAUGUCAAUGCAAAUUACUUUCGGUCCCUAUUGGAUUUUUUGUAUUCCGGACAAACUUGUAUACCCUCAAACGAUAUAAACUAUUUGCAUGAUCUCUUACUUUUAUUACAAAUUAAGUCCGAUUAUUUGAAAACUUGCGAUUCUCAAUAUCUAAAUGUAGCUAAACACGAAAAUGAAAUCGAAUUAUACAGCUCUUCUUACUGCAGCAAGGAUAUCCGACGAAAAAAACGACUAUCAAAAACAGAACCACCCCCAUCUCAAAAUUCAGUUAAAUGGGAAAACCUGAGCGAUGAAUGCAAAAAAGAGGGAAGGAAAUCGAACCCAUCCAGAGAGCAUCUCAAUGACCGGGCGGAUCGGGCGAGUGAAAAAUCUCUUGGACCGGAGGAAAAAAGAUGUGAAGAACCCUUAUUUGACAAAACAGCACCGACACGAACUGAAAUAUCUGAAAAUCGAAACUUGAACAUUAUAGGCGAACGAAGAAUGUCAUCCGAUCCCGUCAAUCUAUCACUUGGAACACGAAAUAUGGACGAAGAAUCUGACUCACACACACAGCCAAACGAUGAAAAAAUAAAUCUACUAUGCAAAGGCCAAGAGAAAAAGAAAGGACUAUCACUUCUACCGGACUCAGAGGUUCUCAAACAAUUACCCGACCAUCAGCUUUUACAAAACUCUCCAGAAGAUUACGUUGUUACACCGCACAGAAAACGCCGACCAGGUUUUCAUAAUUCGCCUAGUCAAAACCAGCCUUUUCUUCCGUACCAUCCUAUGAUAAUGGAUGAGUUGAGCUCACAAAAAUCGUCUUCCACAUACACAUCCGAAAGAAAUAUGCUAAAUUCGUCAGCAAGAAGUCUCAUCAACACCGAAGACCUAUUUGUAUACAACCACAAAAAUGUCGGAGCGAAUCGAGAGAAAAUGACAAGUCCCGACCAAAACUUACAAAUCAGCUCACCGUUCAUAUACCAGUGGCAAUCUUCCCACAAUUCAACUGCGUCAUCUCAAAUCGAUAUGUCAUCACCCAAUAUGAAUAUGUCGACGUUGGGUUGUAAAAUUGAUCCAGCUGAGGCUGACGGGCCCAAUUCCAGUGUCAGAAGCAGUGCAACAUCCGCAAAUCAAAUAUUCAGCAACAGUGCGGGCAGUAGCACAGUGCGAGAAUAUCGAUGCGAAUAUUGCGGUAAACAGUUUGGCAUGUCGUGGAAUCUGAAAACUCAUUUGCGAGUUCAUACGGGAGAAAAACCGUUUGCAUGUAGACUUUGCGUAGCAAUGUUCAAACAGAAAGCCCAUCUUCUUAAACAUUUGUGUUCUGUCCACCGUAAUAUAAUAAGUUCAACAAAUGACUCCGAAACAAUAAAAGCCUAUAGCUGUUGUUUCUGUUCAAUGGGAUUUGAAUCAGUGCAAGAGCUCAUAAGACAUUUGUCAGGCCACCACAAUAAUCUACUUUUAACGAAAAAUUUAAGAGAUUAAGUUGUAUAAUAUAAAAUUAUAAUUAUUAUUAUACCUUCUGUU